UUAACAAGCACGCGGGAAACAAAACCCCCCACGUCACCCCACGUACGGAAAGCGUACCGUCGAAGAUUACACUCAUUUUUUCAACUUCAAAUAACCCAAUCGACGCAUCUCUCACUACAAUCAUUCAUUCUAGGGUUUCUAAUCUUCAUCACCUGUAACAACACAAUCAUUCAUUCUAGGCUUUCUAAACUCUUCAUUGUAACAAUGUCGAACGUUGAUCGGAACACGACGCCGCUUAAAUCGGAGGACAAGAAGAGUAACUUUACCAAUCAGUCCGUUGAUGAAAACCUUAGCGAGCGCAGAGUUCUUCGUGUUGGUUAUCUGUCGAUUCAGAACUUCAUUCGCGAUAAGAAGGAUGAGAUAUCCGCGGUUAGCUCGAAGAAGUUUCUCUCGAUUAUCGAUGAAGUGGAUGGAAUGCAUCAUCUAGUCAACAAUCCAAGAGAGCAAGUAUCUGAUGCAGAGGCAUUACGAGAUUUGGCGAACACUUUGGUGACUUCCAUAAGAGUGCAUAGCACUGGAAAUGUAACUCCAUCAGUGUUUGUGUCAAGCCUGAUCACUCGGUUUGGUAAGAAGAGGAAGAUAGGAAGCACUGAAAGUGUCAAGAUUCGCUGGAAAGACAUUGGUUUGCAUGUUUCUCCGGUUUUCAUGAUUGGUAACGGUUCCUCCACGAUGCUUGGACCGAUGAAGCUUGAACCAAAACCACCAAAGGCUUCAGUUUCUCGAAAACGCCGUAGGUCGUUAAAGGUAGAGAAGGUGAAACCGGAAGAGCUUGAGGAUACUGUUUCUAAAGAAAAGACAGAAACCGAGAAGACGAUCGCUAAAAUGUUUGAUGUUCUAAAAAUCAACAAAAAAGUUCGUCUUGAGAACCUGGUUCUAAACAGGAUCUCAUUUGCACAAACCGUGGAGAACUUGUUUGCGUUAUCCUUCUUGGUGAAAGAUGGCCGGGUUGUGAUAACGGUGGAUGAUAAUGGCUCUCAUUAUGUUUCACCACGGAAUGCUCCCGCUGCUUCCUUGAUUACAUCUAGGAAGGUGGUAUACUCACACUUCAUCUUUAGGUUUGACUUCAAUGACUGGAAGAUGAUGUCGAAAUUAGUGGCUGAAGAUUCCGAGUUGAUGCCUCAUAGGACCAAGGUGAAUCCUUUUGGUGAUUCUCAAUCAGAAUCAAAUUCAAAUGCAAACAGUAAUCAAACUACAAGAACAGAGACAAAAACACCAUCAAAAAGGUUCAAGGAAGCUGAUGGGUUGCAUGAAUAUUGAUUUCAGUAAAGAGGAAGCUGGAAACUAAUUUGAGGUAAUUUGUUAAAAGAUGUAGCUUUUGGUGUUUUUUGUGCAGAAUAUUAAGGUAUGAUACAGAUACACUACAUCUUCUGGGUUAUACAUAUUGCUCUGCUAUUUUGUAAAUUCUCAGUGUCUCCAUUUAGUUUUAUAUAUUUCAUUACAGGAAA
This is a messenger RNA of Helianthus annuus (common sunflower), 1445 nucleotides long. Its product is annotated as non-structural maintenance of chromosomes element 4 homolog A. The transcript is spliced from 7 exons. Gene Ontology annotation, cellular component: nucleus; Smc5-Smc6 complex. The record is from RefSeq and is a predicted model, not a curated record. Gene Ontology annotation, biological process: DNA repair. Lineage: Eukaryota; Viridiplantae; Streptophyta; Magnoliopsida; Asterales; Asteraceae. Bases 205 to 1257 code for a protein of 350 amino acids.